AUGCUGGGGAAGUCCAAGCUCAGCCUGCACCUCUGUCAUGUCUCGCCUUUUUUUCCAGCUGUGGAGUCCACGCUGCCGGAAAGAGGGGUGGAUGGACUGAAAGAAGACUGCAGGAUCAUUGGGCUGCUCUACACCGCCAAGAUGAACAGAAAGAGCAGAUCCAGUCGCUCACCCCGGCCCAAGAACAUGGGACCUCUGCCUCAGUUUGACAUCAAGGAGAAUGACCGUAACUCUGUUGGAGAUCUGCGUAAGUUUGAGAAGAAGGUGGAUCAAGCUCUGGUCAGAGCUGCAGAAAACCUGACAAUCCUGAACAGUAUUCAAGAGACUCUCCAAACAGGUUUGUCUCAACAAGUAGAAAAAGAGAAGUCUCGCCUGCAGUUGGAGAUCACCCAUGCUACCGCCAAAGCCAUUCAUGGCCUUCAGAAGUGGAAAGACUGUCAGUUGGAGAAGCUCACUAUGGUGGAGUCCUACUUCCUCAACACUAAAACACAGAUGGAAAAAGCUGAGGAGAGAAAGAGGAGCCUCCUGCUCGCCAUGCAAAAGGCCAGAGAAGUGCGGCGACUCAAGUUCCUGGAGAAAUACUGCCCGCUCGACAAGGUGUUGGAGACUUUGCAGGCCCCGGUGGAAAACCAGUUUGAUCUGGACUGUCUCUCUGAGAAUACAGGACUAAGAUGUGCCCUCACCUCUCACUCUGUGAAUGAGAGAUUCAGCCUGGUGCUGGACUUCUCCUCAAACCAAAAGGACCUGAAGCAGAGUGACUUGGCUCAGUGGCUCCAAACUAAUGGUGGUGGUAGCAGCCUGUCUCAGGCCACUGCCCCCUGCAGCAGCAGUGGCAGCAGCAGCAGCAGCAGUAGUUCCUCCUCAGUCUCCUCCAGCUCCAGCGUGUCCCGCCGGAAAUCCAUAGACCUGGCUCCUGACAUAGUGAUAGAGGAGGUGCUGGAGAACGACCAGCCGGUAUCCCUUCCUCCUACUGACCUCCUAUUGGCCAAUAAGACGACCAGGGACAAGAGGAGGAAGCCGCUGUCCACGAGCUACACUAGAACUGUGACUCAGUAUGUGGUGGUGAGCCAUGUGGUGAACCCCAAUCACUUCUAUGUGCAGUAUCUGGCUGAGAAGAGGGAGGGCGAGCUGUGGUCCAAGAAGAUCCAAAUGUUCUGCUCCAAACCCAGCAGCCUCCUGUGCGCCCGCCACACGCUGGACACAGGAUCUAUGAUAUUUGUUAAAUAUGAAGACAGUCUUUGGCACCGAGCCAAAGUGACAGAGGUGUCUCAGGUUGGAUGCACUGGGACGGUCCAGUGCUGCCCAGUCACACAGAUGGCCAGUGUGCAAGUCUUCUUCAUGGACAUGGGUUUGACCACAUCCAUCACCAUCAAAAGUGAGGACAGAGAGUCCGAGGUGUUCCUGAAAGCUGUCAACAAGUACCUGCGCAGAAUGGUGGAUGUCGCCAAAGCUGACCUGGACGCCUUCUCUCCACUGGCCAUCCGCUGCUGCCUGAAGGACCUGGUGCCUUACGACCUGACCAAAGGGUGGACGAAGGAGGCGCAGAUGGAGUUCCGAAACAUGGUUCUGUCCACUGCGGUGAAGAUGCAGAACAUGGGACAGGACAAAGACGCUCUGCUUGUGGACUUAAAGAAAGUUCCUGUAAGUGGAGCCAGCGGCUCCUACAUAUCAGUUCGGGAUCACUUGGUUUUCAUUGAAGUGGCCAGGUUCUACUCCCCUGUGAUGGCGAGUAAGAAGCCUCUGUUGUACUACCCUCCGAUCAGCCCCAGGCUCUACACCGAGCUCAACGCUGUGGUGUCCUACAUCCACUCCCCUGGAGACUUCUACAUCCAACUGGUGGACAACAUGGAGUCUCUUCUCCUGAAAGAUAAACUGCAGAGUUUUUAUAAUGCCCCCCCAGAGACUGAACAAGAAGAGCUCUGCAUCUACUGCCCAGUGAUCGGAGAGGCCUGUGUGGCUCUGUUUGAAGGCAUGUGGUACAGGGCUCAAAUCACAGGUCAUCCAGGUGGCAGAAAGGUGGAGGUGAUGUACGUGGACUUUGGAAAUAAAGAAAUCCUGUCGAUCUCAGACCUGAGGAAAAUCAAGGAUGAGUUCUUCUCCCUCCCGGCCAUGGCUAUCCAUUGUUGCAUUUCUAGUGUGGUUCCUCUGGAUGGACGGAACUGGAGUGAAGCAUGUACAUCACGCUUCAUCAGCCUUGCCAACCAGAAACUGGUCGUAAUAUUGGCUACAGCGAAUCAAUUGCGAUCAUCUGGACUCAUUCCUAUCAAAGUGUUUGAGAUUGGGCCAAAUGGGCUUCUGGGAAGUAUUGGGGAUAAACUGGUGGAAGAGGAGCUGGCCUGUGUAAGAGAAAGGUCCAACAAACGCAUUGGUGAUGACAGUGUGAUGUGGGACCCCCCUCUGGAGCAGGACGCAGACAGGGCAGGUGCAGAAGAUGCCCUGAGUGGCUGCCCAGAGUUCCAGCCUCAGCUGCAGUUACCUGCUCAGCUCAAAGAGGUCAAAGUACGGGUCAGCCAUGUCACCUCCCCCAGCAGCUUCUAUGUGCAGCUCAUCAAGCACGAUCCCUGGCUCAAGAGGGUGUGCGAGCUGCUCAAACAGAGGUGUUCUCUCAGCGAGCCUGAGGACGUGGUCUGGAAGGAGGGCAUGUUCUGUGCAGCUCACAUAAACGGCGUUUGGGAGAGGGCUCAAGUUUGCGCUGAUGUCCUGUCCAACAACAUUGCAGAGGUAUUUCGCUGUGAUCAUGGGAACAAGGCCAAGGUGCACAUAAGCAACCUGCUGCCUCUGCCUUCAGAGCUGGUCGGCUCUUUGGCCCUGGAGUGUACUCUCUGCGACAUCAGACCAGCAGGAGGCAGAUCCACCUGGACAGCGACUUCCUGUGACUUCAUCUCCUUCUACCUUAGCGGAGCUUCGGCUGUUCUCACAGCAAAGGAAGUGACUGAGGAGCGCCCCCUACCUGUCAUGCUGAUGUGCUCCAACACAACGGGCCAGUUAGUCAGCAUUGCAGACUCUCUGGUGAGCCAAGGCCUGGCCCUGCGAGAGAGAAGACCCGUGUCUAAUGUUCCUAACGGUUUGACUGAGGAGGUGGUGGAGAGCCCCAAAGACCCUCAAGACACUGACAGUUCUUCUGAUACUCGGCCCGAAGAGUCUCCUCUGAGUCCUGUCAGUGUCCUAUCAGCCAUUCGUCCCAAACCCUCGCCCCGCAGGUUUGGAAUCACUGAGAUGAGAAAGAGCCAUAGGAAGGCGGGAGGAGAGCUGAUUUAUUUAUGCAGCACAAGCCCAAAGAUCUGCACCCCAUUGUACCUGGCCCCAGAGCUGCCCUGCCCUGGCCACAUCCUCAUGACAGUGUCUGCCAUCGGAGACGAUGGAACCAUCUACGGCCGAACAACCAACGCAGAGCGGCAGUUGGAGCAGCUGAAGAAGCGGCUGCAGCAGAGCAUGAAGUUUAACGCUUGUCAGAAGAGCUACACCUGGAAGAGUGUUCAUGGCUGCAUCAUCUACGGCCCUGACAUGCUCUGGUAUCGAGGCCAGCGGCUGGAGGUGCUGGGCGGACACGUCAAGGUUCAGUACAUCGACUACGGGCAUGUGGAGAGCGUCCCUGUGGUCCAUGUUCACCCCAGAUUGCUGUUUGAGGAUGUGCCUCAGCUGUGUGUGCCCUGUGAGCUCUACGGCAUCACUCCGGUGGGAGGGCACUGGCAGAGGGAGGCUGUGGCUCUGCUCUCUGAGCUGUUGCUAAACCGCUGUGUGGAUGUGAACAUUAUGGAGCUGCCUGCGGACCCCCGGGGGCCUCUGACCGUGGAGCUGUUUGUGGACGGUCUGAGUCUCAGUGUCAUCAUGAGUGAAAACUGUCACGGCUCCUUGGACCCUGAGGUCAGACAGCAGGGAGUCUGCGAUCGCUCGGCCCCCACCUUCCUGGACGACUGGGACAUCGACACACAGGGCCUGCGGGAGGAGGAGCAGCCUCUGGGGGCUUUCAUUAACCCAGAACUGCCUCCAGACGGAGAGAACUUCCCUGUGAGAGUCAAGCACCUGUUGACGCCUAACGAGCUGUUCCUGUGGCCCCUGGAUUCACCGAGCAACAGUUUAGAGAUCGAUGGAGAAACUUUGGAUGAUGCUCUGAACAGAAUCAAUGAAAACAUUGACGCUGUGCCGCAACUCUGCAGCUUCUACAGAGGAGGUCCGUGUCUGGCAGAGUACAGUGAUGGCAAAUACUACAGAGCUACGAUCAUGGACAUCAGCCGCAUGGACCCCCUCCUCAUCGUCAUCCAACACGUGGACUACGGCUCUGACGACACGCUGCCCACCAAUAAGGUGCGGCAGAUGCCUCCAGAGCUGCUCUUGUUCCCCACAUGUGCCGUCAAAGUGAAGGUGUCGGGCUUCAAGGCUCCAGCGGAGAACCACCAGGAGAACAUGCUCUCCUACAGCCCAAGCUGGAGCGUCCGCGCCGCCACCCACAUGAUCGACCUGCUGCACGGAUAUGUCACAGCCUCAGUGCUGACGCAGAAACCAGAGGUCACGGUGUGCCUGUACAGCGAGGACGGCCAGCCGGUCUACAUGCCCCUGGUCAUCAGAGGACUGGCAGAGCUGGACUGA
This is a messenger RNA of Knipowitschia caucasica, 4587 nucleotides long. NCBI's taxonomy places the organism in Eukaryota, Metazoa, Chordata, Actinopteri, Gobiiformes, Gobiidae. The record is from the annotation of a GenBank genome assembly.